Rhea pennata is the source of this 1578-nucleotide messenger RNA. It is a transcript of the gene KLHL10, whose product is annotated as kelch like family member 10. The record is from RefSeq and is a predicted model, not a curated record. The transcript has 4 exons. Gene Ontology annotation, molecular function: protein binding. Lineage: Eukaryota; Metazoa; Chordata; Aves; Rheiformes; Rheidae. The coding region runs from base 16 to 1578 and encodes 520 amino acids.
GGCAUUUCGCCUGACAUGAUGAAGCUAAUUAUCGAGUACGCCUACACCAGGACAGUGCCAGUCACUACUGACAACGUUGAAAGUUUGCUAGCUGCAGCAGACCAGUUCAAUAUCAUGGGGAUCAUCCGAGGGUGCUGUGAAUUCUUAAAGUCUCAGCUGUGCUUGGAAAAUUGCAUUGGCAUCUGCAGAUUCACAGAUUACUACCACUGUCCUGACCUGCGACAAACGGCCUACAUGUUCAUCCUACAUAACUUUGAGGAGAUGACCAAGGUGUCCACAGAAUUCCUAGAGCUCUCUGUCAAUGAGUUAAAAGACAUCAUUGAGAAAGAUGAGCUGAAUGUGAGACAAGAAGAUGCAGUGUUCGAGGCUAUCGUGAAAUGGAUUUCUCACGAUCCCCAAAACAGAAAACAGUACAUUUCUGUCUUGCUGCGUAAGGUUCGACUGGCAUUGAUGCAUGCAGAAUACUUCAUGAACAACGUUAAAAUGCAUGAUUAUGUGAAGGACAGUGAGGAAUGCAAACCUGUCAUCAUAAAUGCACUGAAAGCAAUGUAUGACCUCAAUAUGAACGGUCCAUCUAAUUCCGAUUUUACCAACCCCCUCACUCGGCCUCGUCUGCCAUAUGCCAUCCUGUUUGCUAUCGGUGGCUGGAGUGGGGGGAGCCCAACCAAUGCCAUUGAGACAUACGAUGCUCGUGCAGACAAGUGGGUGAACGUGACGUGUCAGCAGGAAAGCCCCCGUGCCUAUCAUGGUGCUGCUUACUUAAAAGGCUAUGUCUACAUUAUCGGAGGAUUUGACAGUGUGGAUUAUUUUAACAGUGUCAAGCGGUUUGACCCACUUAAGAAAACAUGGCACCAGGUUGCACCCAUGCAUUCAAGGCGUUGCUACGUCAGUGUCACUGUUCUCAACAACUUCAUCUACGCCAUGGGAGGGUUUGAUGGAUACGUGCGCCUCAACACUGCAGAACGGUACGAGCCAGAGACAAACCAGUGGACACUGAUUGCACCCAUGCAUGAGCAGAGAAGUGAUGCUAGUGCAACCACAUUGUAUGAAAAGGUUUAUAUAUGUGGUGGGUUCAAUGGAAAUGAAUGCCUAUUCACAGCUGAAGUAUAUGAUGCCAAAACAAACCAAUGGACCCUUAUAGCACCGAUGAGAAGCAGAAGAAGCGGAAUAGGCGUGAUUGCAUAUGGAGAACAUGUGUACGCGGUAGGAGGAUUUGAUGGAGCCAACCGACUUCGGAGCGCAGAAGCCUACAACCCUGUUGCCAACACAUGGCGAACAAUCCCCACCAUGUUCAAUCCUCGCAGUAACUUUGGCAUUGAAGUAGUGGAUGACCUUUUGUUUGUAGUUGGUGGCUUUAAUGGUUUUACUACCACUUUCAAUGUUGAGUGUUAUGAUGAAAAGACGGAUGAGUGGUACGAUGCUCAUGACAUGAGCAUAUACCGUAGUGCUUUGAGCUGCUGUGUGGUGCCAGGACUAUCUAACGUUGGGGAGUACGCUGCCAGACGAGACAACUAUGUGGAAUCGUCACAGCGCGAUGAAGUCAAGUACACUUCUUCCACAAGUACCCUACCUGUCUAA